Nymphalis io (European peacock) is the source of this 7089-nucleotide messenger RNA. RefSeq lists its product as uncharacterized. Lineage: Eukaryota; Metazoa; Arthropoda; Insecta; Lepidoptera; Nymphalidae. Bases 51 to 6728 code for a protein of 2225 amino acids. Gene Ontology annotation, molecular function: chitinase activity; chitin binding. The transcript is spliced from 9 exons. Gene Ontology annotation, cellular component: extracellular region. Gene Ontology annotation, biological process: carbohydrate metabolic process; chitin catabolic process. The record is from RefSeq and is a predicted model, not a curated record.
ACGCGCUUUUUCGAACACGAACGGAGAUGACAGUUUGAUUUUUUUUAAUCAUGUGGUUUUGGUUUCUUUGCGUGGCUUCGGCCGCGGUGUAUUCGGUCGACGGCGCGGGCGCCGGUGCCGCCCGCCUCGUAUGUUACGUUGAAGGCGCGCGCGCAUCCGAUUUUGCCGAGUGCACGCAUCUCGUGUACGCGGGCGACGCGAGAGGAGAUAAACUAGACUCUCUGCUGAAGGAAUAUAGGAAAGAUAACCCAAGAACCAAGAUAUUGCUGCGUGUGACCGAAGCUGAUAAGAAACUUGAAGACCUAUUCAAGUCUAAGCAUGUCCAAGGUUUGGAAAUCUACGGCGCUCACCACAUAUUCAACAAGUCUAAAGUUCUGGAGACCGUUGAUGCUGCCAGAUCCGCCAUCAGCUCCUCUGGUGGAGGACCAUUGUUCUUGGCACUACCAGCGCACCCGGAACUACUGGCGAAGUACUACGAUCUUAGGGUUCUCAUGAAGAAAGUCGAUUUAAUGAUGGUUCAAACCCACGCCUUGGGUCUGGUGAAGAAGAUGACUUAUCAUCCCAGUCGAUUGAGUGGGUUAUGGGACAUGAUGAACACGGAUUCAGUAGUGGAUCUCGUGGUCGGAUUGGGAGUACCAGCGUCUAAAAUUGUGAUCAGUUUACCAGCAACCGCUAGACAAUUCACACUCCUCAAUGAGACCCUUAGUACUCCUGGAAGCCCUACUCAAGAUGAUGAUCCUAAAGAAAUCGAUCAAGCUGAACUCUGCAGACAAUUGCGCAAAGGAAGAUGGACCUUGGAAAGAGAUCAGGAUCUAUCAGCGCCUUACGCAUUUAAGGACAAAACCUGGAUAUCAUUCGAAGACGCGUCCUCAGUUGACGUUAAAGGCAAAUAUGCGCGUGUCCGAGGCUUAGCAGGCUUGGCGUUGUUUAGGUCGGACCGUGACUCCGAGACUCCCUGCGGCCCGACCCUGAGGGCUGCGUUAACAAAAGUUCUGAACCAGCAGAGCCGAGCCCCUAGGGCUGCUGUACUGAGAUCACUCGAGAACGAGAUCCUAUCGGCGCCAGGCCACAUCCGCGCGUUGGACGCUCUGCAAGUCUCUCCGUACCGAAUCACACAAGUUGUCGACUCCGAUGGCGUUAUACAUUCGAUAAGAGAGGACACGAGAACCGAAUUUUCCUGCACACGUCAAGGCUACUUCGUCCAUCCUCGGUCCUGCGCUAGAUUCUAUCGUUGUGUCAAAUUCGACCAGCUUUCACCCGAAUUCACCGUUUUCGAGUUCGACUGUCCCGCUGGUCUUGCGUUUGACUCUCGCUACGAGGUGUGUGUGUGGCCCGGUAGCUUGCCGCACUCGCAGGCCUGUCCCGGCUCCUCUGAGAUUGCGCCAGUACCACACUCUCGAUUCCAGUGCCCCGACCGCGAAGGAUACUACGCGGAUCCAGAGAACUGCCGCUGGUUCUUUGCGUGCCUGGACCAUGGAAAGGCACCAUUGACUGCUUAUGAGUUCCGGUGUCCAUUCGGUCUCGGCUUCGAUGCGGAACGCCUAAAAUGCGAAUGGCCCUGGCUGGUGCCUGGCUGCGGAAACAUUGCCCGAUACGAGGCUGAGGCGUUUGGUUUCUCCGCUGGUGCACUUUCUGGCGCAACUGGAUUCCAGGGAAAAACCGCUGACUCAGUCAACAUAGCUGCUCACCAGAGUUUGGUAUCUGGAGCAUCUUUGGAUAAUCUAGUAGGAAUACAAAACGGAUAUCUUACUAAAGAUGACAUCCUCGAUGGCAAUUAUAUUGCUUCCCAAGAACUCUCCAAUUUAGGAUUUGCUGGACCAGGAACAUAUCAAAUAGAUGAAGGGUCUCUAGAUUUAGGUUUAGGAGGGCAAGGAGAGUCGAGUGGCCUUUCCUAUAAUAUUGUUUCUGCAGAUAAUAUUAACAAGGGUUUAGUGCAAACUACAAACUACCAUGAUAAUGAUAAAUACAGUAGUGGAUCGUUAAUUCUUGAUGAUUAUAGAUUACCUAAUAAUAAGGGCAGCGCUUCAGGAACCUAUAGCUCAGCGCAAAAAUUAAACACAGGAGCAGCUCAAUCAUCUUCACGAUUCAAUUCGGGAAAAUAUAAAGGAAAUCAUGCUUAUCCUGGCGCAUCACCAACAUACGACAACGGAAAAUAUAACAGAGGAUAUUACCGUAAAGAUAAAUCUGGAGCGUAUGUUCACAAUCCUGCUGGAGAUCGCGCUAAGCCUUAUGAACAUAUUGAUGUUCCUCCCGUGCCCUACGGACACGUUGAUUUUAAAUAUAAACAAACAAACGAGUAUGAUGUUGGAGGUUAUACUGGAACUUACAACACGGGUACUUAUAAUCAGGAAGACAGUGCAUCACGCGGUUACGACUAUCCAAAGCCUGCUAUCGAGUUUAACGAAGGUCCUGCAAUAGCUCAAAAUCUGUACAGCAUCAAAGGUCAAGUAGGUGCAUAUACAAGUGGAUCUACCGGCACUACUGGUGCCAGCUCUACUACUUACCAUGGCAGUUAUAACAACGGCGAUGCCGGACAAUAUGUCACAAAUGGGGAUGUAUAUAAUGGUGCCUCACAUACUCUAACAGCUGGAGCAGUUAAUGUUGAACUUGUAGGAAAAACAUCGUUGGUCGAUGUGGAUUAUGCAAACCGCGGUAACUAUCAAGGUCAAUCUUAUAGUCACAACGUCGUCCAUCAAGGUUAUACAGCAGCUGUACCUGCAGUCUCUAUAAGCCAUGUUGGCACUGAUAGUCAAAAUAUUGAAAGUUACAAUUUGGGUACCACACCCACUUCAUCUGGAGUUCCAACGACAGCGACACCAUUACCGGUUACUUACAAAACAACAUACGUACCAGAAGCCCCUAGAACUAGUAUUAAGCAAAUUUUCGGUUACACUCAGCCAGCUGUUACGUUCGUUCAACCAACAGUUGUUCCAAUCAAACAGGUUACUCCUCAAGUACAAGUAGCCGAUUAUAACCAAGAGUUAAAUUAUCAGUACGAAAAUAGGGAUUACUCAUCAACAUAUAAUGCUGAAUCGGGAGGACAAAGAGAUUCCAUAGGUUACGAUUACACAAAACCUGUUGUUAAAGAGAAUAUUGUUACAUACACAACAUCAGUACCAUCAGCGACCGUAGUAUCAUAUCAACCGCAAGGAUUUGGACAUAGCCAACAGACUAUACAUAAAGUAGAGUCUGUAGGUUUCGAGUACUCUACACCAAGACCUGUUACUGAACAGCCAUUUAGAAAACUAGUAGCUUAUACUACAGGACCAUCAGUUUCUACCUAUGUUCAACCAACAGCACAAUCAAUUAGUCAACAAACCAUCCACAAUACUUAUUUGCCUUCGGUUGAUACGAGUGGACAAAGUAUAGUGAACACAGCUGUAAAUUACGAAGUUCCACAAACUGUUACACAAUAUACAACUCCACAACCAGCUGUAUCUGUCCAGCCUAUAGUAUCAACCUAUCAACCACAGGCGUUUAGCCAACAAACUUUGCAUACUGUAGACGCUAGUAAAUUGAACACCUAUUCUCAAGACCAUUCGGAAGAAGGAUACGAAUAUAAACAACCAAUUAUUGAGUUUGAAGAAGCGGCAAAAACAGCUACACAAUAUUCCACACCAUCUCCUACGGUAUCUUAUACACCACAAAGUUACAGCUCACAAACUGUACAAAGAUUCAAAACUAACCAAUACGUUACAUCAACUGCUCGGCCAACGGUUUCAUCAACACCUGUUACCAUCAACGAGAACCCUUUCCUGAAGUAUACAGUAAAGACUACACCAGUGACAUAUGUUAGUCCAACUUACGUACCGCAAUCGUAUAGUCAACAGACGAUACAUAGAGAAGACUCUAGAGGGUCAAAUAUCGGAUCCACGGAAUAUCAAUAUACUUCUGGUAAUAAUUACGAAGAACCUAGAUAUUAUGCAGAACAAUCUACGCCUCAAUCCCAGUCUUACAGUCAACAGACGCUGCAUAAAGUUGAGGCUAAUAAAGUUAAUGUUUAUGAAGGCACAUCAUUUUCAGGGUAUGAUUACACACAGCCAGCUGUAAGUUACGAAAAUACCAGGAUAGUUUCAUCAACACCCACACCUAUCAUUACUUCAACUUACAGACCAAUAUCGCAUAGUCAACAAACUCUUCAUAAAGUUGAAAGACAAAGAAUUCCCUCCACAACACCAAUUCCGUCAGUUGAAUUCACUUACCAACAGCCCGCUGUAUCUAUUUAUAAAAAUCCUAUCCUACAGUAUACUCAAAAUAUUGCCCCAGUUUCGUACGCGGAACCUACUGCAACCGUAUACACGCAAACGUAUAAACCUAUUCAACAGUCUAAAAUAAGUUUCGCUACUAAGCCUGUUCAGUAUGAAACUUCGGCACAACAAGCAUAUAUAAAUCAAGAAGGAUAUUCAUACAGUCAACCAGAAAUACAGAGUAAUAUUGAGACAACAAAUACUGCAAAAUACUCUGAUGCAAGCGUCGUAUCGCAUCAAGUAUUCCACCAGGCACAGAGAACCGGAAAUACUCAAUAUGAAUCUGGGAAAGAUGUUGUAUUUGUUUCGACAACUCCAUCUUCACUAGUAUAUGAAGAUCAUUAUGCAGAAUACGAAGCUCCUAAGAAAGUGAAAACAUAUAAAGCUCCUGAAUAUAUACCACCACGAAAGGAAUAUCAACAAACAUAUACUCUUUCAACGCCCUCUACGCCAAUUGUUUAUCAAGAAAAUUCUUUCGUACGUGCUCAAGACCAGUAUGAUUAUAAACCCGUAGAUUAUUCUCAACAAUAUUCUAAUACCAAAUCAAUUUCUGAUACAUCGCAAAUAGUAGAAUCAGUACACUUUUCGUCAUUCCCAGACACAAAAACAACACAAUACAACCAAGCCGGAUAUCAAUCACCUGAAAUACAAGUAGAAUAUAAAGCUGAGGAAUAUUUGCCACCUGUUGUAUCCACUGCUUCAUCCGUUGUGACUUCUACUUAUCGUCCACGAACAUAUUCCACGAGUACAACAAGGGAAUAUUUACCCCCUAGCACACAGCCUAAAUUCGCUGCUCCAGAUUAUUUACCACCAGUAGAUAAUAUUUACAAAACACCAUCAACCGCAUCACCUAAAACUAAGACUCUGGAAUAUUCGCCUGCUUUGGAGGAAUCGAAUUCAAGAGUAGUCAAUUAUGAAAGCUUCGGUUAUAACCAGGGAGGUGAAACAGGAAACACCGAUAUCAAGUUAAGUACUUAUCAAGAUUAUAGUGUUCCAAUUGUUUCUGUAUCUUCGACUGCUGCACCAAUUUUGAGAAAACAAAAUAUUGUUGUUGAAACAGCUAAAUCAAAUCUAUUAGGUUUUGGAACAGUUGGACCUGAUGCUGGAUUAGUUUCUACAGCUUACACUACUUCUGCACCUGUUGUAUCAGAUAAUUAUUAUGUAUCUCCUCAAAUUGUUACAUCGACUUAUGUACCUGAGGUUACGACUACUGCCAGAAAAGUAACAAGACCAAAAUAUUUAAGACCCGCAGUAAAGUCAACUACUCAAUCAUACGUAGAAUCAACAACAGCGUAUCGAGCUCCAGAAUACUUGCCACCAGUGGAACAAAUUGCACAAAAAAGUAUUGAAGGUUUUGAAUACAAAAGUACAGAUUCUUCAAAAAUUAGAUAUAAUCCAUAUCAAGAACAAUCAAUUGAUAAUACUGCGUCCAUAGUAUCGACAGUUUCAACUCCCACAAGGAAACAAAAUAUUGUUGUUCAAACAGCCAAAUCUCAGCUACUCGGUUUUGGUACGGUUGGAACCGACGCGGGAUUAGUUUCUUCGGGCGGUUACAGUACACCAGCAUCCGUUGUAGUAUCCAACGGAGAAUCUUCGUACUCUACGGUGCCCGUCCAACAAGAAUUGGUUGAGGUUACACAAGAUGUGAGGAGAAAAUCAAAGCCUAAAGUAGCUGUAGUUACAAAAAUUAACGACUUCAACCCUCUUCUUGUAAGAAAAUUAGGUGCAGUUUGUAGUUGUCAAUCACCUAUAUUAGUUCUAAAGGGUAAAAGACCAAAUGUCCAAGAAAAUGAUAAUGAUGAUUACAGUAAUACUUACGAGGACGCUGGACGCGAAGACAUCAAUGGAAAUACCUGGACACGAAAGUCAGGUCGAAUUUCAACCAGCUCAGCGUUGAAUACUGUAGCCACAGCUACGCCGAUAGUUUCCUCUACAUUUAACCCUAUUAUUGUACCCGACGAUUCCUUCUAUCAAGAAUACCAGGAAGCCAGUAAUGAUAAUAUUGCUUUAACACCUAUUCAAAAGGAUUAUUCCGCGAGUGUUAUUUCGAGUACACCCAUAAUUUCAACGACAGAGAGAGUUGUAAGAAUUAAGCCACGUGUCAAGAAUGUGACAGUGGCGCCAACAUAUAAAACAAUUGUUUUGAAUGGAGAAUCCUCGUCCGAUAUUGUUCAGGAAUCCGAAUCGCCUGUGUCUGAAAUUGAUUCACAGGCCUUUGAUCGUUACGGCCCUGGAGGUUGGAGAAGCAGAGAUGAGACUUUACAAGGUUCGAUAGAUUGUAAGAGGGCAGGAUUGUUCCGUCACCCCAAGCAAUGUAAUAAGUUCUAUGCUUGUCGAUGGGACUGUACUAAACAAAGAUUUACUCUUCACGUAUUCAAUUGCCCAGUUCAGCUUAGCUUUGACCCUAACUUAGGCGCUUGUAACUGGCCUAGCCAGGGACCGGCUUGCCAAGGCGACACACUUCUCACAAAUGCUCUCUGAAAAUAUAAUAUUGCAAAUGAACGCUUUGAAAUCUCAACGUGCCAUCAAAAUUGUGAUAAGAUGUGAUCACGAAUAUCCUACGUUUUUGAAAUUUUUAUUUGCGUAACUAAUUAGCUGAGUCUCUCAUUUUUAACUCUCUAGGCUUAUUUAUUUGUUUGAUUGUUAUAAUUUUAAUUCAUAGUUAUUUAUUACUCAUGGUCUUUUGAAGCUUAUGAUUGCAAAGCAAAGCAUUACUUUCGGCAUUGAUUGAACAUAAGUUACCAUUGUCUAGUUCUUUUAGUAUAUUAUGUUUUGUGAAGUUGUGGAGUCAUUUGUAUAUGUUUUUAAACGCUGUAAUGUAAAUAUAUCAUUUAUUCAUGUA